AUGAUCAUAGGCUCUUUGAAUAUCAAAGGAGGAGGAAGCAGUGCUAAGAGGAGGAGGAUUCACCAUUUGAUCGUGAAAGGUAACGCCGAUAUCUUUCUCAUUCAAGAAUCUAAAUUCGCCACUGUUUCGGAUAGUCUUGCUUAUAGUUGUUGGAGGAGAAAGAACAUUGGUUAUUCGUACUGGCCGUCGACAGGAGCAUCGGGAGGGUUGAUUUCUCUGUGGAAUUCUGAUUGUGUCCAGGUUUUGUGCAGUUUUGGAGGGGUGGGUUUUUUGGGGUUAAAAGUUGUUUGGAAGGAGGAGGUUUACUAUAUAGUUAAUGUUUAUUCUUCUUGUAUCAGUGGUGAGAAAAAGGAGUUAUGGAGGAAGUUGCUUGAUUUAAAAUCAAGAUUUUCAGAUGGUGAGUGGGUGAUCGGCGGAGACUUUAAUGCUGUCAAGAAUUCGAAUGAGAGGAAGGGGGUUUCGGGGAGAGUCAGUACUAGAGAAGCGAGGGAGUUUUCAGAUUUCAUUACUUUGAGCAAUCUUAUUGAUGUCCCUAGUAAAGGCAAAAAGUUUACUUGGUUUGGAGGGGAUGGAAGGGCGAGAAGUAGGAUCGAUAGGUUCCUUGUGGCGGACAAUAUUGUGAGCAAUUGGGGUGUUGUAGGCCAAAUGGUGGGAGAUCGGGACGUGUCGGACCAUUGCCCGAUUUAG
This is a messenger RNA of Vicia villosa (hairy vetch), 687 nucleotides long. RefSeq lists its product as uncharacterized. The record is from RefSeq and is a predicted model, not a curated record. Gene Ontology annotation, biological process: base-excision repair. Gene Ontology annotation, molecular function: double-stranded DNA 3'-5' DNA exonuclease activity; phosphoric diester hydrolase activity; DNA-(apurinic or apyrimidinic site) endonuclease activity. The coding region runs from base 1 to 687 and encodes 228 amino acids. The transcript has a single exon. Gene Ontology annotation, cellular component: nucleus. Lineage: Eukaryota; Viridiplantae; Streptophyta; Magnoliopsida; Fabales; Fabaceae.